Molecule: messenger RNA, 726 nt
Organism: Harpegnathos saltator (Jerdon's jumping ant)
Lineage: Eukaryota; Metazoa; Arthropoda; Insecta; Hymenoptera; Formicidae
Exons: 6
Coding region: 73-690 (205 amino acids)
Source: RefSeq, a predicted model, not a curated record
GUACUGCUGUAUGAUACAUACUGCAUAACAGUACCAACAACAUGGGUAGAUUUUGAACAAUGUACAUUUCAAAUGCCGAAAAAAAGCAAACAGCUUACUCAAGCCUGUAUGAAAAAAUGGUUACCAUGUGCUGAUUGGGAUGAAUUCACAUAUCACAAAAGUUUUGGUCCUUAUGGAACGUAUCAAAGUGCACGGUUGGUAGAAAAAGCAAUAAGCGAUAUGUCUGCGUCAGACGAUAAUAUUAUAUUACAGACACGAACAGAAAAUGCUUUGAAAAAGAGGCUUAUUAAAAAACGAAAGUUCUAUGGCGACACAUCGAGUAGCGAAGAUGAACCAAAAAAGAGCAAAAUUACAAUGCCCUCAAAUUACAUUCCAUCAAUAGAAAGCGGAUAUGUAUCCAAUUCAUUAAGCGAACCGAUUAAUAAAUUGCCGACAAUCACCAAUCAUCAAUCAGCAUGCGAGUCCACUACAUUAAAUAAUAAGCCUUCAAAUACUUUCGACCAAAUCUUCGACAGUUGCUUAGAUGUAUCAAUACAAGAAAAACUAUCGGAUUCAUCGGAUUUCUAUGACAAAGAUUCUUAUCAUAAAGAGCAAUAUUGCAAUACAGAAAUGCAAAAUACAAUGACACACGAUAAUCAUAAGCAAAAAAAGAAACUUCAAAAGAAGUGCCGCAAGCAGUUAAAAAUGUGAAUAAAAAAAAAGAGGAAGCAAGUUUUUCAGCAAUAU